This is a messenger RNA of Plectropomus leopardus (leopard coralgrouper), 378 nucleotides long. The record is from RefSeq and is a predicted model, not a curated record. Lineage: Eukaryota; Metazoa; Chordata; Actinopteri; Perciformes; Serranidae.
AGUGCAUGGAGGCCCACGAGCAGAGGCAGCUGUCAGACCAGCAGAGCUCUAUCCUCUUCACCCAGCAUCAUCAGGUCCACCUGAAGCGAGAGAAGAGAAAGGAGGAGGAGCAGAGGAGGAAACAGUGGGUGGACCAGGAGCGAGAGAAGACUCUGAGCAGAUUACGCUCCUUCAGAGAGGUCAGGCGCUCUUAUUGUCUCUGCCCCGCCUCCCCCCUGCAGCUUGUUCUUCUUCUUCUUUUUAUAAAACCCCAGAGGCUGCUGCUUCAUACGCACUUAAUUCAAUAGUUCACCUCAAAAUUAAAAUUCAGCUCAUAACUACUCAACCCUGGAGUGCCUUGAUGGUGAAGAGGUUGCAGCACAUGCCACAUAAUCAUAA